UCGUUGUCUUCGGUUGCGCGCGCGCGCACGUGGCCCAAGCCACAAACCGGCUCGCGGGGCGCCUGCGCGAAUGGGCGGUUGGGGAAGGCGUUGGGAGGCGGCGCCGAGCGUGGUCGAGCUGCGCCCCACGGCGGCGGUGGCUGAGGUGGCCGUUGGAAAUCCAUGAGAGUUGAACUUCCAUUCUUGUUGAAGAAUGGCCUGGUUGGAGUUUAGAGCAUUUAGGAGUCUUCUCUGGAAGAAUUUUAUUUUAAAGAAGCGGCGAAUUAUUAAUUUACUUACAGAAAUAUUCUUAACGAUUGUAUUUGGUGUUGGAAUUUUGUUAGCACGCAAAUUUGUUGUUGUAAAGAAGAAUGGACCUUUCAAUUAUAGUGCUCAGCAAGUUGACAAUGUGCCUACAUUCAUCGGUGCUCCUGCUACUACUCCUUAUCCUUGGGAAUUGGCUUAUGUACCUUCCAAAAGUACUGCAGUACAGAAUAUUGUUGAAAAUGUGAAAGACAAUUUAAACUCCAACAUGAAAGUUUUGGGAUUUUCUUCGGAAAGAGAAUUUGAAGAUUAUGUUAAACAAAAUAAUAAAACUAAAAACGUUUUGGCUGGUAUUGUUUUUGACCAUGACUUCCAGAAUAGCAAUGAUCCCCUGCCACUUAAGGUGAAAUACCACCUGCGUUUUAGUAGUUUUAAGAAGAACAGCAGAAAGUUUGCGACUCAGUUGGAAGAGGAAUCCUGGUUAACAAAUUCUCUCUUUCCGUCCAUGCCUUCUAUGGGACCCAGAAACCAACAUGAUGCACUUGGGGGGAAUCCAGGGUACAUCAGUGAAGGGUUCCUGGCUGUGCAGCAUGCCCUGGAUAAGGCCAUCAUGCGGCAUCAUAACAACACAGCUACAGAAACACUGUUUAAUGGAGUCAAGAUUUUUGUUCAGAGAUUUCCAUAUCCAUCUUAUUAUCAUGAUGUUUUCUUUUUAUUUGCUAUUGUUUUCAUCCCUUUAAUAAUUGUAUGUAUCUUCUCUAUGAAUCAUCUUACCAUAAUUCAAUCUAUUGUGUGGGAAAAAGAAAAUCGAUUGAAGGAAUACCAGCUCAUGAUAGGACUCAGUAAUUGGAUGCUCUGGACUGCCUAUUUCUUCACAUUCAUCCUCUUGUAUUUUAUUAUCAUCAUCAUUAUAUGCAUAAUUUUAUAUAUCAAGAUUCAAUCUGUCUCAGUCCUUGAAUACAGUGACCCAAUUAUUGUCUUCAUCUUUUUGCUAUUUUAUACCAUGCCCUCAAUAUGCUUCAGCUUUAUGGUUAGCACAUUCUUCAGUAAUGCCUAUUUUGCUAUUACUCUGGGAGGUUUCUGUUUUUUUAUCACCUAUCUUCCGGCUGCUAACCUGUCUGUCAACUAUGGACAGAUGACAUUCAACCAGAAGAUAGUUUCUUGUCUCAGCUCUAAUUAUGCAAUGGCACUGGGAUUUAAAUUUAUAUUUGAUGCAGAAGUGAAGAAAACUGGAAUUAAAUGGAAUAACAUCUUCUCACCAAACAAACAAGACAACUUUUUAUUUGCCUAUAUCCUGGGGAUGUUACUACUUGAUGCUUUAUUGUAUUUCAUUGUGACUUGGUAUGUAGAAGCUGUAUAUCCAGGAAAGUAUGGUGUGCCCAAGCCAUGGAACUUUUUCUUGCAGCCCUCUUACUGGUUUGGAGAACCACCUGUGAAAAAAUCUGAAACACACCAGUUUCAAGAAACAAUUCAAAGCAAGUAUUUUGAAGCUGAACCUACUGAUUUGGUAACAGGUAUCACGAUCAAACACUUGCACAAGGCUAGUUGGUUGCCUAGAAACCCCACUUCUCUGAUUUGUUCAAAAGAAGUAAAUUAUUCAACUUGCACGUGUCACUGGCAUGGGAGUGAUGUUCUUUCCAGCUAUUGUAUCCUAAGUGGAAGCAAUUCUAGUUUACAUGUUUUCCAAGAUAAGGGCACUACUAAAGUAGCAAUAAAGGAAUUGUCUCUGAAUUUAUAUGAGGGACAGAUCACUGUUCUUCUCGGACACAAUGGGGCAGGAAAAUCCACUACCAUGUCCAUUCUGUCAGGUCUCUAUCCGCCUACUAGUGGAGAGGCCUAUGUUUAUGGGUAUGAUAUCUCAACCCAGAUGGUUCAGAUCAGAAAAUCACUGGGGUUGUGUCCCCAGCAGGAUUUGUUGUUUAAUUACUUGACAGUAUCAGAACACCUUCAAUUCUAUAGUGCGAUAAAAGGAAUACCUCAAAAGAAGUGUCUUAAGGAAAUUGACCACAUGCUGUCUGCUUUUAACCUGCUAGAAAAACGUGAUGCAUUUUCAAAGUCACUGAGUGGAGGAAUGAAGCGCAAACUCUCCAUCAUUAUAGCACUUUUAGGAGACUCCAAGGUGGUGAUACUUGAUGAGCCCACAUCUGGCAUGGACCCAGCCUCAAGGAGGGCCACCUGGGACCUCCUUCAGAACUAUAAACAGAAUCGUACCAUGUUACUGACCACCCACUACAUGGAUGAAGCUGAUGUUCUAGGUGACCGCAUUGCCAUCAUGGUCCAAGGAUACUUGCAGUGCUGUGGCUCUUCAAUUUUCCUGAAAAAAUUAUAUGGUGUAGGAUACCACAUAGUCAUGGUGAAGGAACCUCACUGUAAUGUUGAAGAAGUCACAAAAUUGAUUCAUUACUAUGCACCAGCAGCCACAAUGGAGAGCAAUGUUGGAACUGAAUUGUCAUUUACUCUACCCAAAGAAUAUGCACACAGGUUUGAAACUCUGUUUACUGCCCUGGAAAAGAGACAGGAAAAGCUGGGUAUUGCUAGCUUUGGUGCUUCAAUCACUACUAUGGAAGAAGUCUUCCUCAGGGUCAGUCACAUGGAAAAUGUACCAGAAGAUAUCCUAGCCAUGCAGCCUCCCUCGCAGAUGAGCCAACCCACAAUGAACCAGAAUAGGAAUGCAUCAGAUGUCCAGGGGGUACAUUCUCCCACACUGAAUGAAAGCUCUAUUAGGUUUAAUACUGGGUGCUCCCUCUACUGCCAACAGUUUCGUGCCAUGUUCUUAAAGAGAAUAAUGUUCAGUUGGCGCAAUUGGAAACUGGUUUUGGUACAGGUACUGGGACUUGCAGCUUCCUUUGCCUUUCUGUUUGAGGUUGCUAACCCUUCAAAUGCUGAAGAGAAGGCUAGAAAAAUGGAUUUGGGUGAAUAUGGUCAGACCAUUGUGCCUUAUUCUAUUUCUGGAAAUUCUGAUUUGACUACAAAUUUUUUAAAACUCCUUGAGAGUAAGCUAAUAUCUGAGAAACAAAAACUUAAAGAAGUGAAAGGUGAUCUACUGAAUUUCUUAAUGGAAAAUAGUGAUAAUCGUUUAUAUAUUAUCGCGCUUUCCAUUGAGGUGAAAACAAAUGAGACAGUAUUUACUGUUCUGUUCAACAAUGAAGCUUAUCAUUCACCAUCUGUGGCCCUAGCAGUGUUAGACAACGUUCUGUCCAUGUCAGUUUCUGGCAAGGAUGCUUCCUUAACAGUGUCCAACAAACCUCAGCCACGCCCUAACAGUAAAGAUAAGGAAAGAACUGAAAAUGGAAAUAUGGUGGCCUCCAAUAUACAGCUUGGUGUGGCUAUUCUGAUCAGUGGAUUUUGUCUCCUGACAGUGACUGAGAAAACUUCUAAGGCAAAGCAUAUCCAGUUUUUGAGUGGAACCUCUGUCUUUGUGUACUGGAUUUCUGCUUUACUGUGUGAUUUCAUCAUCUUCUUCAUUUCUUUCUUAUUACUAAUGAUUGUAUUCAGAUACUACAAACUUAAUAUUUACAUCAUGGAGUAUCACAUUCUGGAAACAAUGCUAAUCUUCACACUAUUUGGCUGGUCUGCCAUUCCCCUCACGUAUCUGUUGAGCUUCCUGUUUUCUGGAAGUACUUCUGCCUAUGUCAAACUGAUCCUAUUCAACUACUUUUCAGGCACUAUUUGCAUCCUCAUAGACAACUCGGUAGAUAUCAUGCGAAGUUUAUCGAAUGGCACCAAACAGUUUCUACGCAAUUUGUUACUGUUGUUUCCCAAUUACAACCUUGCAAAGUGCCUCAGUGAAUAUACUAAUAUCUACAGUUUGAAGAUACUGUGCAACGCUCUAAAGACUCCCUCUGCCUACCUUAAUUGUAGUAAAGAAAAUACUAAGAAGACUAUUUACUCUUUGGAAAAGGGUAUGCUUGGAAAGUAUUUUAUUAUCAUGGGUAUUGCAGGCUUUCUUUUCCUUCUCUUCAUUUUACUUUGGGAGAGUACUUUUUGGAGAGUAAGAACAUUUCUCAAUCAACAAGUUUUCUUUAGAAUCUAUAAGAAAUUCAAGAAGGAGCAGGUGUCCAAGAAACUUUCUGGAAAAUCCGAAGAUGAAGAUGUACAAAAUGAGAGAAUUAACAUACUGCAGCAUCCUGAGAAGUUUCAGAAUUCUGUAGUUCUUAUUAAGGAACUCACAAAGAUAUAUUUUAAGUAUCCAGUUAUUCUGGCUGUGAAAAAUAUCUCCCUUGCAAUACAAAAGAAAGAAUGCUUUGGAUUGCUUGGAUUCAAUGGAGCUGGAAAAACAAGUACCUUCCAAAUUUUGACUGGAGAAGAGAGUGCUACCUCAGGGGAUGUGUUCAUUGAUGGCUUUAGCAUCAACAGAAAUGUCCUACAGGUGAGGUCGAGAAUUGGCUAUUGUCCUCAAUUUGAUGCCUUGCUGGAAUACAUGACUGCUCGAGAAAUACUGAUAAUGUAUGCCAGAGUUUGGGGAGUCUCUGAGUCUCAGAUUCAGCUGUAUGUGAACUCAUAUUUGAACUCAAUGGAACUGGAGCCUCAUGCUAACAAGAUUAUUAGCACCUAUAGUGGAGGAAACAAACGUAGGCUGAGUACUGCUAUUGCUCUAAUGGGAAGGUCCUCAGUUGUCUUCCUGGAUGAGCCAUCAACAGGCAUGGACCCAGUGGCCCGACGCCUGCUCUGGAAUGUGGUGACCAAGACCCGUGACAGUGGAAAAGCUAUUGUUAUCACCUCCCACAGUAUGGAAGAAUGUGAUGCCCUCUGUACCAGGCUAGCCAUCAUGGUGAAGGGGAAGUUCAUGUGCUUGGGCAGCCCUCAGCAUCUCAAGAACAAGUUUGGCAAUAUUUACAUCCUGAAGGUUAAGGGCAAGAGUGAGCAUAUGUUGGAACCUUUUAAAAAUUUUAUCAAAAUGACAUUUCAAGGUAGUGACUUGAAGCACCAGAAUCAAAAGAUCCUUAACUACUAUAUUCCCUGCAAGGACAACGGCUGGGGAAAGAUGUUUGGCAUUUUGGAGAAAGCUAAAGAGCAAUUCGAUUUAGAAGAUUAUUCCAUCAGUCAGAUAACCCUGGAACAAGUCUUCCUCACUUUUGCUAAUCCAGAAAAUACAGAUGAUGAUUCUCUACAAAAGGUGCCAUGAAUGAUAUUCAGUUGCAGUCAGUGACACUUCUACCUUUCUUACAUUAUACCUGAACAUUUAGAGGAACAUUUCUGUGUUUGUAUAUCUUGGUGUAUAUAGAUUUAUGUAAUAAAUAUUUCCCCAAAGGAAAAAGUUUGUCCCUUUCUUUUCAUACUUAGAUGGGUGGAUUGUAGUUGUGCUAAUAUUUCCAAAAUAAAAUUCUUAUACUUCAAUUGUAAGAGAAUGUUUGCACCAAGAACAUUUGGAAGUAAACAGAAACAAAAAAAUUCUUUAAAAAUAGCGUUAUCCUUGCUA
Molecule: messenger RNA, 5662 nt
Organism: Oryctolagus cuniculus (rabbit)
Lineage: Eukaryota; Metazoa; Chordata; Mammalia; Lagomorpha; Leporidae
Source: RefSeq, a predicted model, not a curated record